This is a messenger RNA of Musa acuminata subsp. malaccensis (wild Malaysian banana), 1611 nucleotides long. The record is from RefSeq and is a predicted model, not a curated record. Lineage: Eukaryota; Viridiplantae; Streptophyta; Magnoliopsida; Zingiberales; Musaceae.
AUGGCAGAGAUCGGCAAUCCAAAUGAAAACAACACCUCAAUAUUUGCCGACCGCAAGCCGCCGAAACGCCUCGUGUUGCCAUUCGGCGUCCGACCACCAGUGGCAGAGGCACUGACAAAGGUUGAUGCAAGUUUCUGCGACCCCAAGAACAACAAUGAGUGUAUAAACUUAGGAUCCCAAGGAGGCGAGUGCGCCGCCAACUGCUGCCUUCCCAUCCCUCCCGGUGCGAAGAUUGUGGAUUUCAAGCGGCCAUCGCGGUCCACCCCCCUCCGCGUCCGCCCCGCCGCCCACUUGGUCGACCCCGAGUACCUGGCCAAGUACAAGAAGGCCAUCGAGCUCAUGAAGGCGCUCCCGGCCGACGACCCUCGCAACUUCAUGCAGCAGUCCAACGUCCACUGCGUUCACUGCGACAGCAUCCCCGACAAUGACAUCCAAGUCCACCAGAACUGGUUCUUCUACCCCUGGCACCGCUGGUACCUCUACUUCAACGAGAGGAUCCUCGGCAAGCUCAUCGGCGACGACAACUUCACGCUCCCUUUCUGGAACUGGGACUCGCUCGGCGGAAUGAUGCUGCCGUCGAUCUACGCCGACCCUUCGUCGCCCCUCUACGACAACCUUCGCGACGCCAAGCACCAACCUCCUUUCCUUGUCGACUUCGACUUCAAUGGAACCGACCCAGGCUUCACCGACGCCCAGCAAAUCGAUCACAACCUCAAGAUCAUGUACCGCCAAUUCUUCUCCAACGGCAAGAAGCCGAUGCUGUUCUUAGGCUCACCUUACCGCGGGGGCGACAAGCCUAACCCCGGCGGGGGCUCCGUCGAGAACACGCCGCACAACAACGUGCACACGUGGACCGGCGACCGUACUCGUCCCAACUUCGAGGACAUGGGCACCUUCUACUCGGCGGGGCGCGACCCCAUCUUCUUCGCCCACCACGCCAACAUCGAUCGCAUGUGGUCCCUGUGGAAGAAGCUCAGCCGUAAGCACCGGGACUUCAAUGACUCGGACUGGCUGAAAACUUCCUUCCUCUUCUACGACGAGAACGCCGACUUAGUUCGGGUCACGGUCAAGGACUGCUUCAAGACCCGGUGGCUGCGCUACAAGUACCAAGACGUGGAGAUCCCAUGGGUGAAAGCCCGACCGACUCCCAAGCUCACCAAGGCGAGGAAAGCCGCCAGCGGAUCGCUGAAACCCACCGCGGAGGCGCAGUUCCCUGUGACGCUGGAAUCCCCGGUCAGCGCGACGCUGAAGAGGCCCAAGGUGGGGAGGAGCCGCAAGGAGAAGGAAGAGGAGGAGGAAGUGCUCAUAGUGGAGGGGAUCGAGUUCGACCGCGACCAGUUCAUCAAGUUCGACGUCAUCGUGAACGCGACGGAGGGCGAUGGCAUCACGCCCGCGGACAGCGAGUUCGCCGGCAGCUUCGUGAACACCCCGCACAGGCACAGGCACCUCAAGGAGGAGAACAAGGGGACGACGAGGCUGUGUCUGGGGAUCACCGACCUGCUCGAGGACAUCGGCGGGGAGGCCGACGACGGCGUGCUCGUCACCAUCGUACCCAAGGCAGGCAAGGGCAAGGUUUCCGUCGGCGGUCUUCGGAUUGACUUCACCAAGUGA